CGGCUGCCGCUCGGUACAUAAUGUCGAGUCGAGGCGCUCCAUCACUGCAACAAAGAAUCAAGCGAGUCGACGACGUAGCUCAUCAUCUGAACGUUGUUCUGCGAGGCAGCAAUACGUUUUCCCGUGAAAGGUUUGCAGCUGGGCGCGAGGGAAGGAGCACGGCGGGGGAGCUGUCCCGACGGAAUUCUUCGAAGGAGGCCGUGGCUUCUUCGAGUCUUGACAGUCUUGCUGCAUUCGAUGCGUCGCGCACAGCCGACGAUUUGAUGUCGUGAUGGAGGGAAAGAAACCAUCAGGACUGCACGUCUGGGUUUAUCGUCGGCCGUGUCGAUUGUGUUUUCCAGGUUCUGCUGCACUCGGCGCUCGAGAUUUCUCGCCUGUGAUAUUUGGUCCCGCGACUGCUGCACUUUCGUGUGGCGCGGUUCGCUCGCGGGGCUCGAAGUAGUCGAAGGUUUUAGAUUAGCUCGUGCGAGGUUGGUUGCGAAGAUGGAAGCGGGGGGAAAUUCUUUGGUGGCUGGUCCCGAGGGGCGGAAGCGUCGAGUGGCGUACUUUUAUGAUUCGGAGGUCGGGAAUUAUUACUACGGCCAGGGCCAUCCGAUGAAGCCUCACAGAAUUCGAAUGGCUCACAGUCUUUUAGUUCACUACGGAGUUCAUCAUAAGAUGGAAGUGCUGCGUCCUUACCCGGCGAGAGACCGAGAUCUUUGCCGCUUUCAUGCGGAUGAUUAUGUGGCUUUCUUGCGGGCUGUCACUCCUGAGACUCAGCACGAGCAAGCGAGAGCUCUCAAAAGGUUUAACGUAGGCGAAGAUUGCCCUGUAUUUGAUGGAUUGUAUGCAUUCUGUCAGACAUACGCUGGUGGCUCAGUAGGUGGUGCUGUUAAGCUCAACCACGGGCACUCUGACAUUGCCAUAAACUGGGCCGGUGGGCUUCAUCACGCCAAGAAAUGCGAGGCGUCGGGUUUUUGUUACGUGAAUGAUAUUGUACUGGCCAUUUUGGAGCUGCUCAAGUACCACCCUAGAGUCUUGUACAUUGACAUUGACAUCCACCAUGGAGAUGGCGUGGAGGAGGCCUUUUACACCACCGAUCGCGUCAUGACGGUUUCUUUUCACAAGUUUGGAGAUUACUUCCCAGGAACUGGAGAUGUUAGAGAUAUUGGAUACGGGAAGGGGAAAUAUUAUUCACUGAAUGUACCGUUGAACGACGGCAUUGACGACGAGAGCUACCAAUCUCUCUUUAAGCCCAUCAUUUCGAAGGUCAUGGAGGUGUUUCAACCAGGAGCAGUGGUUUUGCAGUGCGGAGCUGACUCUCUUUCCGGAGAUCGCCUAGGCUGCUUCAACCUGUCUGUGAAAGGACACGCAGAGUGUGUAAAGUUUAUGCGCUCGUUCAACAUCCCUUUAUUACUAGUUGGAGGCGGUGGAUAUACCAUACGUAACGUUGCCCGAUGCUGGUGCUACGAGACCGGUGUUGCUGUCGGAGUGGAGUUGGAAGACAAAAUGCCCUACAAUGAUUACUACGAGUAUUUUGGACCAGAUUUUAACUUGCAUGUAGCUCCUAGUAACAUGGAGAAUCAAAAUUCUCGAAAUUAUAUUGAGUCAAUAAGGGAUAGGCUGCUGGAGAACUUGUCUAAGCUGCAUGCUGUACCUAGUGUACAGUUCCAUGAGCGACCUCCGGAUACCGAGCUACCGGAGGAGGAGGAAGAGGAAAUGGACGUUAGAGGCAAGAGCCGGGCUUGGGAUGGUGACAUGUCUGAUUCCGAGUCUGAAGAUGGAGAGCCGAGAGAGCCUAGGCGACGUAAUCACGAUGCAAGCGAGCCUGCAUUUGCUAGGAGAUCGGGUAUCGCUAUUCAGGACCAAGGGGCAGCCAGCAAAGUAAAGCAAGAGGAAGAGCUUGCUGAAGCUGCAUCAGCAGACGAGGAGAGUGAGGGUGAAGAUGAUAUGGCCAGGCCUCCAGAGCCAACGAAAGAAGUGGUCAAAGAGGAGCCUUCUGAGAUGGAGGUGGAGCAGGCAGAGGUGCCCGCCACAACCGCAGGAGAUGUUGAAAUGAGAGAUGCCACAACAGCAGCACCACCAUCUACGUCUUCUGAUCACUCGCCUCCCGUCCGAGAUGUUGUGUCUGCUUCUUCGACGUCUGCAACCGCGUCUGGGUCACUUCCGGCACCUUCAAGCGGAACUCCUGUAAAAUCUGCUGCAUGUGGAUCUGGUCGAACUCAGCCAGACAAUGCUCGAAGGCAGAUGGACUCCACUCCUGGCCCUUCAGUUUCUACCAUUGGAGGUUCAAGUGCAGCUGUAUCCAGUCAACGGACCUCCACAACCUCUGGUGGUUCAGCUUCAGGUAGCUGGCAAGCAGGCGCCCAGCCCACACGCCCUUAUGGGAAUGUUGGAAGUGCAGCACAUGCACCCAUGUCAGGUAGAUCAGGGUCUGGGCCUGCUAUACUUGGCUCUGCACCCUUGUCAUCCGGGCCAGGAUUGUUGCCCCGACCAACAGGUCCUCUUCUGCCCGGAGCUCGCCCGGUGCCUGGAAAUGCAGGAUUGGUAUUUUCUUCUCGCUCAGGGGCUGGAACCUCAGGGCCAGGUAGGUUCUCUAUAACCUCUGGUGCAUCAGCCAAUUCAGCAGACAUUGGUCCUCCGGGUGCGGAAAAUCCCCACACUCAUCCCUCAAAUACACCACAAAGCACAGCACCUCGGACACCGUGACCAUUAUGUGUAGCUAAAUUUUGAGCGUGUUUGUUAAAUUACUGUAGCUGCAAGUAGGAGAGGAGGUGAGUCUAGUACUAUUGUUGUAGAAUCAUGAGAGGUUCCUGACAGUGACGGAAUUGGUACAUAUAGGAAUGAAACACCAGCUGCACAGUGAAUCCAUACAUGGGGACUAGUCUAAAAGGCUGAGAAAAUCACAGCCUUGCUCAUGAACUCAUUUUUCCUCAAGACGGAGUGAUUAGCAGGGACCGAUGACAGUUCGAUUCCUAGCUUUUUAGACACGUGAAUAAUCCCCCAUGUUGAUCACAUACAUGAGUGAUGUCAUUUGUACAAACGGAAGAGAUCAGGAAUGGUGUUUAGAACAUUGGGUUGGGGAGUGACCCAAUUGUUACUUGUAACGUCUUUGAGAAUGAGCAGGAUAGUUUUAGUCGUAGGAUGUUUAUUAGCCAUUGAUGAGCCUCGACAAUGUUGUAGGCUUUUCGUAAUUGCCUGAUAGAAGCUUGUGGUUUGCACUGACUCGGCAUAUUUGUGGCCUAUGGAUGGAAUGGUUGUUGAGACUGCUUGUAUGUCGUAUGUACAAGACUUACAGCAAUGACAUACUCAGAUUCUAAUAUCUAUCAUUGUCAGG
This is a messenger RNA of Marchantia polymorpha subsp. ruderalis, 3316 nucleotides long. NCBI's taxonomy places the organism in Eukaryota, Viridiplantae, Streptophyta, Marchantiopsida, Marchantiales, Marchantiaceae. The record is from the annotation of a GenBank genome assembly.